Messenger RNA from Crotalus tigris (Tiger rattlesnake), 4640 nucleotides. RefSeq names its product protein inhibitor of activated STAT 2 (gene PIAS2). Gene Ontology annotation, biological process: protein sumoylation; regulation of transcription by RNA polymerase II. The record is from RefSeq and is a predicted model, not a curated record. The transcript has 14 exons. Gene Ontology annotation, molecular function: transcription coregulator activity; zinc ion binding; SUMO ligase activity. NCBI's taxonomy places the organism in Eukaryota, Metazoa, Chordata, Lepidosauria, Squamata, Viperidae. Bases 140 to 2008 code for a protein of 622 amino acids.
GCGGCGACGGUGCCGGCGGCGGAGGCCGAGCCAGGCGGCGGGUAGAAAAUGGCGGAUUUCGAGGAGCUCAGGGGCUAUCAGUCCCUCCUGCCACUGCCCAUCAUCUGACAUAUUCUUGAUCUGUCGUUACUCCUAGAAUAUGGUAUCGAGUUUUCGGGUGUCUGAACUGCAAGUGUUGCUGGGUUUUGCCGGACGUAACAAAAGCGGGCGCAAACAUGACCUCCUCAUGAGGGCUUUGCACUUGCUGAAGAGCGGCUGUAGCCCAGCGGUUCAGAUCAAGAUCCGUGAACUCUACAGGCGCCGCUACCCCAGGACAAUUGAAAGCCUCUCUGACUUGACUGCGCUGAAGUCUUCGGUUUUCAACCUGGACAGUGGCUCUUCUUCGGCGGAGCCCGACUUAGCCGUGCCCGGAUUGCAUCCUGCACCUUCCACUUCGGCCGCCCCUCAGUCACCUGCCUCUCCUCUUGCUUCAGUGUUACUCCAAGACACCAAGCCUCGUUUUGAGAUGCAGCAGCCGUCCCCUUCGGCCCCUCCAGUGCAUCCCGACGUCCAGUUGAAGAAUCUCCCUUUUUAUGAUGUGCUGGAUGUCCUCAUAAAGCCUACCAGCUUAGUACAGAGCAGUAUUCAGAGAUUCCAGGAGAAGUUCUUUAUUUUUGCUUUAACACCUCAACAAGUCAGAGAAAUCUGCAUUUCCAGGGACUUUUUGCCUGGAGGCAGAAGAGAUUACACGGUGCAGGUUCAACUCAGACUAUGCCUAGCAGAAACGAGCUGCCCUCAAGAGGACAACUACCCCAAUAGUUUAUGCAUAAAAGUAAACGGGAAGCUGUUCCCAUUGCCGGGCUAUGCUCCUCCACCGAAAAAUGGAAUUGAACAGAAGCGGCCUGGACGUCCCUUGAAUAUUACGUCAUUAGUUAGACUUUCCUCUGCGGUGCCAAACCAGAUUUCUAUAUCCUGGACUUCUGAAAUUGGAAAGAAUUACUCAAUGUCCGUGUAUCUAGUGCGCCAGCUGACUUCCGCCAUGUUGCUACAGAGACUAAAAUUGAAGGGCAUCAGAAACCCUGAUCAUUCUCGGGCGCUGAUUAAAGAAAAACUCACUGCUGAUCCAGAUAGUGAAAUUGCUACCACCAGCCUGCGGGUAUCGCUGAUGUGUCCUCUGGGGAAAAUGAGGCUGACCAUCCCCUGCCGGGCUGGGACUUGCACUCACCUGCAGUGCUUUGACGCCGCUCUCUACCUGCAAAUGAACGAGAAGAAACCGACCUGGAUCUGUCCGGUCUGUGAUAAGAAAGCGACGUAUGAGAACCUCAUCCUGGACGGGCUCUUCAUGGAAAUUUUGAACGAAUGUUCGGACGUCGACGAGAUCAAGUUCCAGGAGGACGGUUCCUGGUGCCCCAUGAGGCCGAAGAAGGAGCCCUUGAAAGUUGUUAGCUCACAGUGCCCCAAAAUAGAAAUUCUGCACGCUCCGGGGGCCGCCGUGAUGGGCAAGCAGGGCUCCAGCCCGGCCGGCGAGGUCAGCAAGAAGAAGGUGGACGUCAUCGAUCUGACUGUGGAAAGUUCCUCCGAGGAAGAGGAGGACGCCCCGCCCAAGCGGAAGUGCAUCUACAUGUCGGACACCCAAGCGAGUCCCACGAAAGGUGUCCUUGUGUAUCAGCCAGCAGCUGUACGAGUCCCGGGCGUCAGCACGGUGGAUUCUACAGCCAUAGCCCCGUCGUUAACAGGCUACUCUGUGCCCUUCCACAAUCCACCCAUAUCCAGCAUUUCGUCUGACUUGCCUGGCUUGGAUUUUCUCUCUUUAAUCCCAGUUGAUCCACAGCAGUACUGUGCUCCUAUGUUUUUGGAUAGUCUCGCCUCGACCUUGCCAGCAAAUACCACAUCUGGCAACCUCCUCACCUCCUCCAGCCCGGUCGAAAGCAGCCCUCGCGUUAGCUCUUCGGGCCGGACCGAGACGGCCGUGCUCACCAGCAGCAGCAGCGGUGGGAGCAACGUUCCCGAUAUCAUCUCCUUGGACUAAAAAGCUGAUGAACCUCUUGCCAGUCUGGACUGCCUUCUUCACAGCUUGGAACUUUUAUUUUAAAUAUUUAUUGGGAGAAAACAGACCGCUUUGGAUUCCACACACCUCUUUUCGUGCGGAUUAACGGUGGAAGAAAACUUAACUGGAAGAAUUUUUUUUUUUCCUUUUUUUCAUCCUGGAUGUUUUAUUCUUUUUCUUUCUCUCUCCUCUCUCUCUUUCUGUUUUGGGAAAAAUAUUUUCCAACAAGCCAGCCUUUCCAUUGUAUGGUGGUGAAACUCUCACCGUUUUGCUAUGUGGAUUCAAAGGAUGAAUGAUAACUUUGGGUUAGAUCUAGCAAUAAUGUAAAAACAAACAAAAAACAAAAGCGGUGUUUAAUAAUGCACUUAAUUACUCGAGGGACAAGAAUCUGCCUUAUCCCAGAUCUAAGGACAAGAAGUUUAAAUUUGGGGGGAAUUCUUGUCCUUUUUGCUGUGGGCCCGGAAAGAAAUUCUUUAAUAGAAAAGAUGCAACUUUGCAAACUUAACGGUUGUAUAAAGUGUUCACCUCUUCCUUUCCUCUUCAGUGAGAUCGUAAUCCCUCUCGUAAAUCUGAAAUGGUGUUCCUAUUUAGGAGUGCGCGCUCUCCUGGAACCCAUCAGUUGCAAGUGCAAAAAAACCAACAACAGCUCUGUGAGAACUGGGAGGAAAAGAAUGCUAUGCAAAGUCCGUUUCCAUCCAUCUAAUCCGUGUUUGUAAAAAAUGUGAAUACGAUGUUCCAACGUUUAAUUUUUAGGUUGGGUCGUCCGUUCUCGCAAGAGGAAGAGGGCGAGGCAGCAAUGGCGCCUUCAGCUCUUGCAAAAUAGCUGGUGCUUCGGGGCCUCUGGAUGGGGCCUUAGCAUCUUUAAUUUUUUUUUUUUAAUCUGCACAAGAAUCAUGAAAUUGAACUUGCUAUCGCUCCGAUCGUGGCUAGCGGGAAGAUUGGCCCUCAGUUGUCUUUUAAGAGUUGUUUAAUCCGAGUAGCUUAUAUGAGCCAGGAAGAAUCAUCGGGGUUUUUUUUUUUUUGAGGGGGUGGAAGAAAGGGGAAAAAAAGUCAUCGAAGGAAGCAGAUGAAAGCUUUUGAGCAUCGUGAGCAGCUGUGCUUUUGGGGGAGGGGGGGGCAAAAUGAAGUUGCCAAAACGAUCCCAGGAAGAGCAUUGCUCAAGAGUGUCAUCCUUGGUAGAUAAGGUCCUGAGUAUUUCGUAAGUAAGCAGCUUCGCUGCUCUUUUCCUUGUGCAGCAUCUGUGAUCCUGGGAAUCUUCCAAGAGGAGCCCCCCCUCCCCCGUUGCAAAGUGCUUUCCCACUGUCCGAUUUUUGUACCCGAGGACCCUCAAGGGCCAGCUUGUUUUUAUCGAAUGCGGUGUUUAAAGGGUCUCCAAAAGCACAGAAGCAGCCACUACUUAGGCCGGAGUGUCUAACCUUCGCCAUUUUUAAGACCGGUGGACUUCAACUCCCAGAAGUCCCCAGCCAGCAUGGCUGCCUAGGAAAUUCUGGGAGUUGAGGUCCACAGGUCUUAACAGUGGCCAAGGUUGGACACCCCUGGCCUGGAUCCAUCAAAACAAAUCCUGAAAAAUUGCAUGUUCUAGUUUCUAUUCCCGAGGUCAGGUCGGCAUUCACGCCUUAGGGGGUCCUGCGAACCUUUUUAACGAAACUUCCCGUUUCUCUUUAAUCGUCGGACGGGAAGCAUUUUGAGGCAGCAUAGAUGAGGUUAAGAAAAGCUCUCAACUCCCUGUUUUUCUCCCUACUCUGUUGAAACGUUUCCGAAUUUGUUAACCAUGAAAUUCUUCCCGCGCACGCGGUGCUUUCCCGCCCUGCCUUUUAACUUCCUUGCGAAAGUCUUGUUUCUUCUUUUAUCCGACUGUGUUCCUAAACAUGCAAGGGCAUUGCCGGAUCAAUCUUUUGCACUUCCUAGCCUCGCCAAGUCUUAAUAUUUAUAUAGAGUAUCUGGGCCACACAUAAUGCCUAAAAGGACGGAAGGUGUGAUUUCCCUGCAGACAUUCUGUCCCAAACGACGCUUGUUCUGUGCCAGACGGCUGUCACUUUUUUUAAGCUUGCCUUUCAUCCGUGUCCGCUAAUUUUCUAUCCAUGAAUCUGAUUCUGUCUCUUUUUGAGCCUUUGGUUCAACGCAACAACACCCUUUGCUACUUUUUGAAAUCUCUUUUUCAGUGCUGUUCAAAAGGACUUUUCCCCGCCCGUCAUUUUCAACUUGCUGUGCUGUGGCUUCUAAAAGUCCCGGAGAGAUACACUAAAAACUCAGGCGACGUCUCUUGGGAAUUUUUUUUUUUUUUUUAAAAAAAAAUCCUCUUUGUUUCAGAGCUGAAUGUUCAGGCGUCUGAAUCCAUGAAAGUUUAAGCCAUACUUUUUGAUGAAGUGAUGCAAUUAGCACGUGGGGGAUUUUAAAGACAAAAUAAAAAUGCCAUGCUGGAUUGUUUUUGCAAUCUUUUCUCCCAACUUUUAGAAGCAGCCUUUCCUGGGCUAAGCAAGGGAUGAUACGUACUGGGGCAACAGAAGCCGCUGAAUUUGCAUAAACCUGAUGUAAUCACUGUGUCUCAGAAAUUCUCGCCAGAAAACCCGUCGAGUGGAAUGGAGAAAAUAAAAAUCCCGACUCGAUAAUUCUA